UUGUCAGACGGGAAUAACACACGUGUCUGAGGGAACGGUUGAAAGAGCAUGAACGUUUGGUCCUGGCUGACAGAGAGGCCCAAGAAAAGACACACAAGCUUUCAUACCGACGCUUUCUGUUUAGUGUCUAAUCAUUAACAGUCAGUCAGGCGACAUUACUGUUUCCGGCGCGCGGAGCAGGACAACGGUCGGAGCGCGAACUGACCGUGAAGGAGCGCCAACACACGGGGUGAACGAAGAAAGUUCUCGGUCUGUGUUCCCGGGCCUGUGUGUGUGGUGUAUGUGUGUGUGUACACCCACUCGUUGCAUUAGGAGCUUGUUACUAAGUUAAUUUAUUAUCGCUAGUACACUGAAGGACUGGUGAGGGUUUAUUCGGACGUCAUGGCGGACUACCUGAUCAGCGGGCAGACCGGUUACGUCCCCGAGGAUGGGCUGUCGGGACAGCAGCUGUUCAACGGAGGAGACGGGCUCACAUACAAUGACUUCCUGAUUCUCCCAGGCUACAUUGACUUCACAGCAGACCAAGUGGACCUGACCUCAGCGCUCACCAAACAAAUCACCAUGAAAACACCCUUCGUCUCGUCUCCUAUGGACACCGUCUCAGAGGCCAACAUGGCCAUUGCUAUGGCAUUAACAGGUGGCAUCGGCUUCAUCCACCACAACUGCACUCCAGAGUUCCAGGCUAAUGAAGUUCGCAAAGUCAAGCGUUAUGAGCAGGGCUUCAUCACGGACCCUGUGGUGAUGAGCCCCAAUGAGCGUGUUCGGGACGUCUUCCAGGCCAAGGCUCGCCACGGCUUCUGUGGAAUCCCCAUCACAGACAACGGCAAAAUGGGCGGCAAGCUGGUGGGCAUUAUCUCGUCCAGAGACAUUGACUUCCUGAAGGAGGAGGACCACAACCUGCCAUUGAGUGAGGUGAUGACAAAGCGAGAGGAUCUAGUGGUCGCGCCUGCUGGAGUGACACUUAAAGAAGCCAAUGAAAUUCUCCAGAGAAGCAAGAAAGGAAAGCUGCCCAUAGUAAAUGAAGAGGGCAACCUGGUGUCCAUCAUCGCCCGCACAGACUUGAAGAAGAACAGAGACUUCCCUCUGGCCUCCAAAGACUCGCGCAAACAGCUGCUGUGUGGCGCUGCCAUCGGCACCCACAAUGACGACAAGUACCGUCUGGACCUGCUGGUGCAGAGCGGGGUGGAUGUAAUUGUAUUGGACUCGUCUCAGGGCAACUCAAUCUUCCAGGUCAACAUGAUCAAAUAUAUCAAAGAAAAGUAUCCAAGCCUACAGGUCAUCGGAGGCAAUGUGGUGACUGCAGCUCAGGCCAAGAACCUGAUAGAUGCAGGAGUGGACGGGCUGAGAGUGGGGAUGGGCAGCGGCUCCAUCUGCAUCACACAGGAAGCUCCCCCCAGUGUACCACCAGCAAUAAGGCUCCACAGCCCCAAAACCCCAACCACUGUUACAGGAUACUCCAUGCUGGCGUGCGGCAGACCCCAGGCCACAGCUGUCUACAAAGUAUCAGAGUACGCCAGGCGUUUUGGCGUGCCAGUCAUUGCUGAUGGCGGCAUCCAGACUGUCGGACACAUUGCCAAAGCCUUGGCACUGGGAGCAUCCACAGUGAUGAUGGGCUCUCUGCUGGCUGCUACCAGUGAAGCUCCUGGUGAAUAUUUCUUCUCUGAUGGCAUCAGGUUGAAAAAAUACCGCGGCAUGGGCUCCCUGGAUGCCAUGGACAAAAACCUGGGCUCUCAGAGCAGAUACUUCAGUGAGAGCGACAAGAUUAAAGUUGCUCAAGGUGUUUCUGGAGCGGUGCAGGACAAAGGCUCCAUCCACAAGUUUAUUCCCUACCUGCUGGCUGGCAUUCAGCACUCCUGUCAGGACAUUGGAGCCAAAAGCCUCACACAGCUCAGAGCCAUGAUGUACUCUGGGGAUCUGAAAUUUGAAAGGAGAACAACGUCAGCUCAGAUGGAGGGUGGAGUCCACAGCCUGCACAGUUAUGAGAAACGUCUGUUUUGAGAAGAAACCAGCCGUUUUGCCGUUGAGCCUGCAGAUGAAGAUUCUUUCCAACAGACACAAUAUGCAAAAACACUAUUUGCCGGACCCUCUUACAUCCAUACUGAACACAAACACCUGCCGAAGUUCUCAUAGAAACUAGUCUUUAAAGAUGAGCUCUCACACACACUGUAUUCUUCCAAGGAUCCAUCAGUCUUCCUGCCAGUGUCAUCUAUGCAUUGUCUUUGUCUUUCUGUGUGAAGGAGGGGAACUGAGCAUUUAUCAAUCAGUGCACGUGUGAUUGACUCCUCCAAUGCCUUUCAUGUUGUGAUUCAAAUUAAAUGUCUGGUGUGUCCAUUUUAAGGCAACAAAGUUGUCCAGUAAUAAAACUCGUGUUUUUCCACAA
Epinephelus fuscoguttatus (brown-marbled grouper) is the source of this 2380-nucleotide messenger RNA. It is a transcript of the gene impdh2, whose product is annotated as IMP (inosine 5'-monophosphate) dehydrogenase 2. Gene Ontology annotation, molecular function: IMP dehydrogenase activity. The record is from RefSeq and is a predicted model, not a curated record. Gene Ontology annotation, cellular component: cytoplasm. The transcript is spliced from 15 exons. Lineage: Eukaryota; Metazoa; Chordata; Actinopteri; Perciformes; Serranidae. The coding region runs from base 382 to 1998 and encodes 538 amino acids. Gene Ontology annotation, biological process: GTP biosynthetic process.